GUUUUCCGCCUCUAGUUUUGAUAUAUUAUCAACAACCCUACAAAAAAAAAAGUCGUCGGAAUAUGCUUAAAAAUAGUAUCCGCAAUACCAUUUAAAUAUGUCGGUGCACUAUAAAUUCAAAAGUACUCUCAAUUUCGAUACGAUUACGUUCGAUGGUCUUCACAUUUCCGUCGGAGACUUGAAAAGGGAAAUUGUACAGCAGAAGCGACUGGGCAAGGUCAUCGACUUUGAUCUGCAAAUCACAAAUGCCCAGAGCAAAGAAGAGUACAAGGAAGAUGGAACCCUGAUUCCCAAAAACACCACACUGAUUAUAUCCCGAAUACCAAUAGCCCAUCCGCCAAAAAAGGGCUGGGAGCCACCAUCGGCGGAAAAUGCCUUUACCGCGGCGCCGACGAACAAGGCGCAGGACAACUUCAAUAUGGACUUGUCCAAAAUGCAAGGCAGCGAGGAGGACAAAAUCCAAGCCAUGAUGAUGCAAAGUACUGUUGAUUAUGAUCCCAAGACAUACCAUCGGAUUAAGGGUCAGUCCCAAGUCGGCGAAGUUCCAGCUUCCUACCGGUGUAACAAGUGCAAGAAGAGCGGUCACUGGAUUAAAAACUGUCCCUAUAUUUUGGGAAAAGACCAGCAGGAAGUCAAACGAAAUACGGGCAUUCCACGGUCUUUUAGGGACAAGCCAGAAGCGGAUCAGGAAGCGCAAUUUGUAUUGCCAGCCGAACAGAACCAAGAGAUACCUGAGGACUUGAUAUGCGGAAUAUGCCGGGAUUUGUUCGUGGAUGCAGUCAUGAUACCCUGCUGUGGUAGUUCCUUUUGCGACGAUUGUGUGCGCACUUCAUUACUUGAAUCGGAGGACAGUGAAUGUCCAGAUUGCAAGGAGAAAAAUUGCUCGCCAGGCUCGUUGAUUCCAAACCGAUUUUUAAGAAACUCGGUUAAUGCCUUCAAAAACGAAACUGGCUACAAAAUCAGUAAUGUUAAAUCGGCUGUUAAGCAUGAAGAGAAGCCGCCCGUGGAAAAAGAAAAAGAAAAAGAAGAGGAACCUCCAGUCGAGGAACCACAGCCGGAGGAGCCAGAGAAACCAGAGAAGGCAGAAAAGCCGGAGGAAACAGAAACCAAUGGCAAAAAGGAGCAGCCCAAGUCGGAGUCACCAGAACCGACUCCGGCUCCUGAAGAGCCGCCAAAGGAGAAGGAAAAGGACAAAUACGAUUCUGAUUAUGAAGAUAAUAUAACAAUAAAAAUGCCCCAGUCAGCGACUGAUUCUGCUCCAAUCUCAAGAAAGGCAUCUCCAAGUUACUCCCAGAAGCCUAGUGAAAGCUCUCACCGGCGAGAAACAAAGUCGGACUAUGCCGAACACGACCAGCACCGUCCAUCAAAGUCCGAGGCUGGCAAGAGUGAACGAAGCCUUCUGCCGACGCCCAUUGGAACGCUUCCAAACUACCAGGGUCACAUGAUGGGCGAGGAGGAACGGCGGGCUGAGGAGGCGCGUCGCUCGAGUGCAUAUAAGCAGUCGUAUAUGCCAAUGCAGAGGGGCCCGCCGCCGAUGCACAUGAUGGGACAUCAUAUUCCAUCCUACAACAACGGGUACAACAGCAUGGGUCAGAGGCCUCCUCUAAGCUAUGUGCCGUAUCAGAACCAAUCCGUACACCCAAUGCGUGCACCGUACGGAUCGUCGGGAGGAAGUAUGAAUAUGAAUAUGUCACAACCAUUUCAGUCCCCAAAUUUAGCAUCUAUAUAUCAAGGUGUAGCCGCCAAAGUCGGUUCUGGGCUAAUCGAUGAUCCCUUGGAGGCCUUUAAUCGCAUCAUGAAGGAGAAGGAGAGGAAGAAGGUGGAACGUUUCCGUAGCUCCGAUCAUCACCGGUCGAGGUCACCGGAUAGGCAGCGUCAUCGGUUCAAGUCGCCGUUAUACGAAAAGGACUCUAUGAGGGAGAAUUCAAAAGACAAGAGGCCCCGUUCUCGGGAGAGAAAGCGGGAAUAUAGCUAUGAGAGGCCCAGUCGUCAUCCUCGUUCGAGUCGGCCACUAAAUGAUGGCUCCAAGUCUCCUGGUAGCCGCAUGAAAAGAUCUGCGCAUCGUCGGUCGACUUCUCCGAAACCUGCCUACAAAACAGACUACAGAGACAAACUAUACAGCAGUAAGCCCUUCGCACCUAAACCGGAUGUCCUUGAGCCUCCGCCGCCUGGAUUCGAGCCGCUGCAGCUUACCGAGGAAGAUGGGUACAGAGGCAAACACCCCACUAACAUGGAAGUGUCUCAUAGUAGCGGCAGCAAGAGCGGUAAGAGGCACGACGAGGGCAGGAGCGAGGAAGUGCCCCGCAAAAGGCAAAGAACCCGCAGCAAAAGCAAGGAGCCCAAGCCGCCGCUUGAUAGCAGCUACAGAAGUCUGACACCGCCGGCCAAGAUCACCACUCCCAAAAUGUCGGCGUCCCAUAUGCGUGAACGCGAGUCCACGCCUAAAACUCCGGAGGCUAUGUACGACGACUACUUGGAGUCGAAGCCUCAAAGCAAGUCGUCAGAUCCGACAGAAACUAAUGAGCCUGAAUCCGGGUCGAAUGUGGGCAAGGAGAACAAGGCCAAAAGUCCUACGGCAUCCAAGGAACGAAAGAAGAAGAAAAAGGACAAGACCGAACGCAAGAAAAGCAAGAAGGAUAAGCGGUCCAAGAAGGAAAAGGGUGAUCGGCAGAAGAAGAGUGCUUCAGUGAAUAGAUCUGACUCCGAUGGCAGUCCCCAGCUAAACGAGCCGCAGGUGAAGUCCAACAGAUCUCCCGAGGCGAGCUUCGAACUGGAACCGGCUUACGCUUCUCCAGUACGUACUGUGGACACUGCAGAAGCUCCUCAGGCUAAGAAGAAUCAUGCUCACGUAGAAGCCACUACUGAGGAUAAGUCCGCCACUAGAAACAAGCGCAACGAUGGCAGCCUUUCAAAGUGGGAGUUGGAGGAAAACAGUUUGAGCUUCAACUUGGAUGACUCCAAGAAGUUUGGCGGCAACUCAGACGAUCCGUCCGAAAUUACUUCAGAGGUUAUUCGCAAGGCGGAGAACGCCAUAUUUGCCAAGGCUAUCAACGCCAUUCGUCCUGUGGAAUUCCAGGUUAUUAUCAACUCAAAGGGCAGCAGCCGGGACCGUUCCAUAUCCAUACGAAAUGACAAGGAACGCUCCGUCUCGCCGAGACGAACCGGCAACAAGUCGGUGAAGGAAAGGCUGGGAAUCAAAGUUGUCCGCGACAGAAGCCGUUCGCCGGAGAAGCCGAAAGACAGGCGAGAGGAUCGCCGGGAAGCUGUACGGAAAGGAUCCGACGAUGAUGCAUCACACCGAGGACGAUCGGACCGACAAGCCAGCAGGAACAGGGAUAAUAGAUCCCGGGACAGAAACGCCACAUCCGAGAAGCGGCAGGGGCAUUCCUACAAACGGGGCUCGUCGCCGGAAGGUGACAGGAAUCGGCGCAACUAUAAAGAGCGUUCCGACAGCAAAAUCGCCAAGCUUGAUCAAAUCAAUAGCGACGACAUGGACCGGAGGGGCCAGCGCAACGCCAAGUCUGGAGAUAAUCGAACAAUUUCCUCGGUGGCAUCCAAGCCGAGCCGGCAGGAGGUAGCGAAGCCGUGCCGGCCGGAUAAUCCAUUUAGAAAGUUUGGGGAAACUAGUGGAACGAGUGGUCUAAUUUUAAAGUAUGAUAACCCAAUGCAUAACGAUGCAAUGUCCUCCGACAACAGUGAUCAGAGGAAGCAAAAGGACAAGAAACUGAAGAAGCAUGGAAAAUACUCGUCCACCGAGUCGGUGAGGAGCGAGAAGCGCAAGGAUCUGAAAAGCAAAAAGAAGAGCAAGAUUUUGAAAAAGAAGAAGAAAUCAAAGAAGUAGAAUAUAUGCGGAUUUGGAUAGGCUAGAGAUUAAGAAAAAAAAAUAUAUAAAUAUUGAAGAUUUCUGUGUACAAAUCAAAGAUUUUUAAUGUAUGUAUUAAUCAUGCAGAUAAGUAAACAAAUAAAAACAGAUCUACUCAAGGAAACAUGAUGAUUGCUAGUAGUACUUGGAUAUAGAUUUUUGAAAUGUAUUAAAUAAAGAGACGCAUUUAAAUUGA
Messenger RNA from Drosophila bipectinata, 4058 nucleotides. Lineage: Eukaryota; Metazoa; Arthropoda; Insecta; Diptera; Drosophilidae. The record is from RefSeq and is a predicted model, not a curated record.